Molecule: messenger RNA, 1626 nt
Organism: Neomonachus schauinslandi (Hawaiian monk seal)
Lineage: Eukaryota; Metazoa; Chordata; Mammalia; Carnivora; Phocidae
Product: butyrophilin-like protein 1
Exons: 9
Coding region: 1-1626 (541 amino acids)
Biological process (GO): T cell receptor signaling pathway; regulation of cytokine production
Cellular component (GO): external side of plasma membrane
Molecular function (GO): signaling receptor binding
Source: RefSeq, a predicted model, not a curated record
AUGUCUCUGUCCACAGAGGAGUUCGUGGUGACUGGCUCCUCGGACCCCAUUGUGGCAGUGCUGGGUGGGAGCAUCACGCUGCCAUGUCGUGUGUUCCCGGCCAUGAGUGUGGAGAACAUGGAGCUGCGGUGGUUCCGCUCCAAGUUCUCAGAAGCAGUGUUCAUCUAUCAAAACCAGCAGGAGCAGAGAGAGGAGCUGUUGGCCCAGUACACAGGGCGGACCUCACUGGUGAAGGACUUCCUCACCCGGGGGGAGGCUGCUGUGCGCAUCCACGAUGUCCAGGCUUUUGACAACGGGCUGUAUACCUGUUUUUUCAGAAAGGGAAGCUUCUAUGAAGAGGCUGGUUUGGAACUGAAGGUGGCAGGUGUGGGCUCUGCCCCUCAAGUGCACAUCACAGGGCCAGAGGAGGACGGGGUCCGAGUUGUGUGCAUGGCCUCGGGGUGGUUCCCAAAGCCCCAGGUGCAGUGGAGAGCUGUCAGUGGAGAGAAGUUCCUGACAUUCUCUGAGACCCAAGCCCAAGAUGCUGAAGGGCUGUUCACCAUUGAGGCCACUCUGGUGGUGAGGCACAGCUCUUCAGGGAAUGUGACCUGCUCAGUCCUCAACCCCAUCCUGGGCCAGGAGAAGGAGGUGGCCAUUUUCAUCCCAGAACCCUUCUUCCCCCGGAGUUCUCCUUGGAAGCUGGCUUUCAUGGUGAUCCUGACUGUGCUGAUGUUCCUACUCCUGGGGGCUGCCUUUUACAUCAUGAGAGGGCAUACUGCAAAGCACCGGGAGAUACAGGAAUGGGAGAAACUGCAGAGGGACAAGGAGGAGGACCAGCUGACAAAGGAGGAGGCACUGAAGGCCAGAGAUGAACUCCAAGCAGAGCUUGACUGGAGGAAAUCAGUUUACCGGGCUGCCUUGAAGAAGGCUCAACUGUAUGCAGAUUGGCGGAAGGAGAAGUUCCAGGCCUUGCCUGUCACUCUGAAUCCAGAGUCUGCACAUCCCAGCCUUGCUGUCUCUGAUGAAAAGACUAGUGUGACCUGGAAGGACACAUCUAAGGUCACAGGAGAUAUCUAUAGUGUCUUGGGUCAUGGCGGCAUCACACAAGGGUGCUGUUACUGGGAGGUGGAGAUCACAAAUGCAGAUAAAAGUGAGUGGGCUCUGGGGGUCUGUAGCGGAGGUGUGCAGAGGAGGGGCUGGUACCAGGAGUCCCCAGAAAAGGGAUUCUGGGCUGUGGGGAAGUAUGGUGAUAAUCUCUGUGCCCUCACUACUAAGUCUCACAAAUCCCUUAGGAAAAUUCCUCACAGGGUAGGGGUUUUCCUGGACCUCAAGGAAGGGGAUGUCUCCUUCUACAACAUGACUGAUGGCUCCCACAUGUUCUCCUUCCCUCUAGCUUCCUCCCCUGGGACUCUGUUUCCAUACUUCAGUUUGAAGACAGGAGAUGUGUCCAUGACCCUCUGCUCUGUGAAAGCUUUCAUCAGGAGCACAGUUCCAGGAUCUAUGUACUGCUUCUCAGUAUUUCCAAGUCCAAUUGUAAAGGUGGAUAGAAACCACAGGAAACAAAAGGAAGCCAGACUGUUGAGGACUCAGACCUCCAGGAAUGAAGGUGUGUUCACUCCUGAGGUAGAGAACUCCAACCUGCCCUGA